Molecule: messenger RNA, 2691 nt
Organism: Ricinus communis (castor bean)
Lineage: Eukaryota; Viridiplantae; Streptophyta; Magnoliopsida; Malpighiales; Euphorbiaceae
Product: sucrose nonfermenting 4-like protein
Exons: 13
Coding region: 752-2182 (476 amino acids)
Source: RefSeq, a predicted model, not a curated record
GGUAGUUUGUGUUCUUUUUCUGUUCAGUUGUUAAUUCAUCAGAUUCUCUUCGCUCUUGAAAAAAUAAAUAAAUAAAUAAAACCAAAAAAGAAUCUCUUUUGAGAUCCAACAAUUACAAUGUCAAAUUUCCCUUAAAUCUAUCCUCUUUGUCAAAUUUAGGGUUUUCCUCUCUCUAUUUUUUCUGUUAUCCCUAAUCCCUCUCUAAAUUACCACUGAUUCCGCUCUCUCCUCACUCAAUUCCUUUUCCACUUUUCGAUUUUUAAGUUCCCAGAUUCGAUUCAGCUUGAAAGUUCGUUUCUUGAACCAGAUCAAAGCUUGAUUUGAGACUAAUUUUAGUGAAUUGUUUGUGGGGUUUUGGUUUCUCUUUGGUGUUUGAAUUGCUCAAUAGAAGGAGCUGUGAUUUGUGUUGCAUGUAGGGAAUUCUUGAGUUUUGAGCUCAAAUUCAGUGCCUUUGCGUUGAAUGUUAAUAACGAGAUUAAUAAAGGUUUGGUUUUGAUAAGUUUUAGGGUCUGGUUUUUGAUUUGGUGGUACUCCAUGUGUAAGAAGUCAGGGGUCCUCUGCUAGAUUGUGGAGGAUCCCUAUUGGUUGGUGUACUAUUUUUCCUAAUUAGUAUAUUUGAAGAGGGUACUGUUAGCAAUUAGUUUAUUUGGAUUUUUUUUAGACAAAUCUAUAAGGGUUUUGCAUAAUUUACAUUUUGUGUGUUAGUAUUGAUUAUUGGGUAAUAUUUACAUAAGUUAUUGUCUGGAGGGAAAUGUUUGGUUCUGGUCAAGAUACUGGUCAUGGUAGUACUGGAGUGCUUCCUUUGCGCUUUGUAUGGCCUUAUGGGGGGAGGAGUGUGUUUCUGAGUGGCACCUUCACUGGAUGGACUGAUCACAUACCCAUGUCCCCUGUGGAGGGUUGCCCCACUGUUUUUCAAGUUAUCUGCAGCUUAACCCCAGGAUAUCAUCAGUACAAGUUUUUUGUUGAUGGAGAAUGGCGAUAUGAUGAGCACCAGCCCUCUGUCAGUGGGAAUUAUGGGGUAGUAAAUACUGUUUUCUUACCUAGGGAACCAAAUAUGGUUCCACCAAUUCCUAAUUCUGAGACAGCUGGAUCGAAUAUGGAGCUGGAUGAAGUUUUUUUGCGUCCGGAAGUAUCCCCAAGGGGAUCAGAGGCGGAUUUGGAGGUCUCUCGACAUCGUUUUUCUGCUUUCUUGUCUACACAUACUGCAUAUGAGCUACUUCCAGAGUCAGGCAAGGUUAUUGCCUUGGAUGUUAAUUUACCAGUUAAGCAAGCAUUUCACGUUCUAUAUGAACAGGGUGUCCCUCUGGCUCCUCUGUGGGACUUUUGUAAGGGCCAGUUUGUUGGAGUUCUUAGUGCCUUGGACUUCAUCUUGAUUUUGAGGGAGCUUGGGAAUCAUGGAUCUAAUUUGACAGAGGAAGAAUUAGAGACGCAUACUAUAUCAGCUUGGAAGGAGGGUAAAUUACAUCUUAACCGACAGAUUGAUGGUGAUGGGAGAGCAUAUCCAAGAAGUCUCAUCCAUGCUGGGCCGUAUGAUUCUCUGAAAGAUGUUGCUUUAAAAAUUUUGCAAAACAAUGUGUCAACAAUUCCCAUUAUUCACUCUUCUUCACGAGAUGGUUCAUUUCCACAGCUUCUGCAUCUUGCUUCUCUGUCUGGAAUUCUAAAAUGCAUAUGCAGGCAUUUUAGACACUCUGCCAGCUCUUUGCCUGUUCUUCAACAGCCAAUCUGUUCGAUUCCUCUAGGUACAUGGGUUCCAAAAAUAGGGGAAUCAAAUGUACGGCCGUUUGCCAUGUUGCGUCCUAAUGCUUCCCUUGGUGAUGCACUAUCUCUGUUAGUUCAGGCUGAAGUCAGUUCAAUACCUAUAGUAGAUGAUAAUGAUUCACUCCUUGAUAUAUAUUCACGAAGUGACAUUACUGCUUUAGCAAAAGAUAAAGCUUAUGCUCAGAUUCAUCUUGAUAAAAUCAGUAUUCAUCAGGCAUUGCAAUUGGGACAAGAUGCAAAUUCGCCAUAUGGAUUCUUCAAUGGACAGAGAUGUCAGAUGUGUUUGGGAUCCGAUCCUCUACACAAAGUGAUGGAGCGGUUGGCAAAUCCUGGGGUAAGGAGACUGUUAAUUGUAGAGGCUGGCAGCAAACGUGUAGAAGGGGUCAUUUCAGUGAGUGAUGUGUUCAAGUUUCUGCUUGCUUAGCUCAGACAUAACCAUGAUCCAAGUGAAAUUGUUUGGUUUGGUAACUCUGGAGAAGGUUCAUUUCUUUCAUAUUUGUUCUGUUAAGUCUCUUCACUGGAAGGGCCUCAUGCUUAUGAGCCCUGCCACCCUCCUAGGGUAGAAAAAUUCAGAGAGCAAAAAAGAAUUUGUAAAUUGAGAGUAUUCAAAUUUUCCCCCUUUAACCAAAUUAUCAAGUCAAUUGUGCUCCUGGAGCAGCUGCCAGCUGCCGUGUUUAGUGCUAACAGAAAAUGAGGCUUAAAGUACAGUAAUCUGCACAUGCUAUUGGUGGGAUGCGCAUUAUCAGCUUAUAAAUUCUACCGCAGGAUUACUCUUAUUGAUUAAUAUCCCUGCCUAAGUUCAAUGUUCCAGUGAUCUUGUAAUUCUUCAAAUUAUUAAAUGUAUAUCAUAUUGCGUAUAGGAACAACGAAAUUGAAUUUGCUCUCUUGGUGCAAAAGAGCCAUCUCAAAGACUUGCGAGCUUGUUUACUACUA